Pyrenophora tritici-repentis Pt-1C-BFP is the source of this 3948-nucleotide messenger RNA. The record is from RefSeq and is a predicted model, not a curated record. Lineage: Eukaryota; Fungi; Ascomycota; Dothideomycetes; Pleosporales; Pleosporaceae.
AUGGCCCUACCGGCACAGCAACAGAAUGGCUUCGCAGCGCCGGGCUCCCCUGCGGAGAGCAAACGCGAUUUCCUACCUCGGAGUGCAGGCGCAGACACGGCCAGGCGGCGUGCAGACGACUCGCGCCGCCUGCGGAGGGUGAAGGACUCCAAGGAGCAGUUGAAGAGGAGGACGACACGGGCGCGCGGCGCCAGCUACAGCACCAUUGACACGACGGCGAGCAACACGUCGGCGGGUCGCUCCUACACGGUUGCCAAUGUAAACAACGGCGUCAUCUAUCUAAGGCCAGUCGUCCGCCCGGGCAACCUGCGAGGACUUCCUCAGCCUGAUCCCUUUGUGCUGCCCCCCCAGACACCACCCGACAGCGCAACCCUCGACAGUGUGCGCCCGGUGAGCGAUGAGUGGGAACAGAGUCUGUAUGGGUCGAGGACACCACGCUCUGAACCUACGCCGCCGCUGCCAGAUGUGAAUGAGCAGAGCGAUGCCUUGCGCCUACAUGCACAUGCCCAUCCAUAUCCACACCCACACCCACACUCACACUCACACCCUCACCCUCACCCUCACGGCCGCUCGCGCUCCUUUUCCACGGCCGAAGACCAUCACCAUCCCUCGUCCCCCACGGAGCCCGGCACCUUCAAGGUCGUCAUCGAGCGGCCAUCGCAUGGCAGGCCCAAACGGCAGAUACCUCAUCGUUCCCGCUAUUGCAGCGCGGCGCCCGACAGUCGUUCCUGUCGUCGCGCCCCCUCUCAGAGGCCUAUUCGACAAGUCAACCAUCGCGUGCGCGACACCAUGGACCGGCCGACAAUUGCCCUCUCCGGACACUCCUCAGCGCGCGUCUCACAGGCCCCAAUUGGCCCCCGCCUCUAUGAUGCCCUCACUGCGAACCCAGACGACCGCGCCGUGGUGCGUUUCAAUGUCCACGGUGACAUGAUCGCCGCUACACCCGCCCGCCUUGUCGCACAUAUCACCUCGCCCAGCUUCCUCGACUACGAACUGCUGUCAGACUUCUUCCUCACCUUCCGCGCCUUCUUGUGCACCCGCGACUUGAUCGCAUACCUCAUUUCCCGCCUGCGAUGGGCAGUCGAACGCCAGGACGACUUUGGGCGCAUUGUGCGAGUGCGCACUUUUGUCGCCCUCCGCCAUUGGAUCCUCAACUACUUCGUCGACGACUUCAUGCCAUGCUACGCAUUGCGCUGCAAUUUCUGCCACCUCGUCAACAGCCUCUACACCGACCUACAAGCACGAGAAGAUGGGGGCGGGGGAGAUCUCAAGAUUGUGGGCGAACUGAAAAAGUGCUGGCGGCGCACCUGUGCCUUGUAUUGGGACACCGAAGACAGUUUUGCACAGAACUGCACAGACACCGAACUACUUCCAGGCGGGGAGGAAACGCAACCAGGACCAGUCGAGGAGCCCGUUCCCAUCCUCCUCAGACCCACUACCCCGCCACGAAGCACCGUACGCGAUACAAAAGAGACAAUGGGGUCCAACCCGAGUGAUCACUUUGCUAGUCGGCACAUGGACUGGGCGCAAAGAGCACGCCACACGCCUCAAAACUCGAUGAGCUCCCCAUAUGUGCCAUCCCAAGAAUAUGAGAAUGAGACGGGACAUCAGGUACCGCUUUCGCCCGCAAGUACGCAGAGUAUGCACGUGCUCUCCUGUUCAAUACCCAUGCGCAGUACAAAUAAACAGGACAACGCAGUUGAACUCCCUCUAUAUCCGCACCCCGUCCCAGUCCCAGUCGCCAACCCAGCCCCGGCCAACACCGUUCGUCUAACAUCCAGUCCGCAGCAGCCCUCCUCUCCGAAACGCAAUCAUCGUCCAACCCACAGCCACAGUUACACGCGCAGCGGAAGCUUCUCAGAUGCUCUUCGAGACAGCAGAGCGCCGCUGUCCAUUCACAAAUCCACCCUAGCAGACUAUGCCAUGUCCGCGGUAGCUAACAUGCCUGGAACUCUUGUACGCGGUGGUCUCAUCCAUCUCGGCUCCCCUUAUUUCGAAGUCAAAACUCUGCGUCCCCGUCCACACUCUACUGGCUCGGUGUCCAAUCGCACGCACUCUGUUAGCAAUUCGGUGAUUUUGCGAUCCGACCGUUACAUUGAUCCGGACACAGAAGCCCUCCGCGGCGUCGAAGGGCCGCCUGAGGCAGAGAUUCCGAAGAAGCCAAUAUCCUUGGUCGCUACCCAUUCUUCACAGCCCAAUCUCCGACCAUCCUUCGAGGCCGAAGUAGCAAAACUCGCCGCGUUGCCAGACGAUACGGACGAUGAAGGCGGCGUAGAAUCAGCCUUGAUGAAACUGGAAGGCCGCUACGAGAAGAAAUCACCAAACACUGACUCACGACGAACGACAGUCGACAUGGAUGAGCCCCUUCCAACCACGAUUAUCGAGCAAAUCUUCCGCCCUGGCACUGCUGAGCAAGACGAGCAUUACGACAACGACGAAGGUUUCCACCACCAACUGGCAUCUUCCGAAACAGAUGGGGACGGCAUGUACCGGCUGCCAGAUGAGAACGGAAACCGCAGAGUACCUGCCGUGACAUCGGUCGGCGAGUCGACGGACUCGUACUCCUCAAUUCCUCUUCUUGACCGGGGAUUGAGCGACCUGGUUACUCCGCAGCGAGCGCGCACUCUAGAGACUAUGAGGUCAUCUGCCAAACCUUCACCUCUACAAUUUGCCAGCCAAUUUCCUAGCAUCUCACCACAGUCUGAUAUGCCACCAGGUACUUCAUCAUCGAUGAACUCUUCGAUUGAGUACGUUGUGGAAACGGAGAGCAUGAAGCGUAUACCGACCGGUGGAACCUUGCCAAUGACUUCAUAUGCGCGCGAGUCAUUCCUGGUUGAUGAGGACGAAGAUGUCAGUGACGCGGCGUCAACUCCUGGUGCUAGAUCGGGUUACAGUAGCCAUGGCGUGAGAAGUUUCUUUGAUGAUGAAGUAGCAACUCCCGGAGUAGACGCAGACAACCACCCAACGCACCCUAUGCGCCACCCACCAACGCCGCCACUUACAGCAAAUCGAUUAAAUGAUACCAUGCCCGACGCAACAGACUUCGAUCGCGGUCCACCCACACCCGGCCUUACACCUACCGUCUCUCGUGGCCAGACACAGACGCCCAACCACGCAACUGGCAUACCCUUUGACCCACCAAAGACGCGGCCCACACCCCAACUACCUACCAAACAUCUCCCUUUUGUUUUGGCAUAUGACUCUGAAACUCUUGCUCAGCAAUUUACCAUUGUCGAAAAGGACGCAUUGGAUGAAAUUGACUGGAAGGAGCUCAUCGAGCUACGUUGGAAGCAGUCGUCUCCGCAAAUCCGCGAUUGGGUACAAUACCUAAGAACUGAAGAGGCCAGGGGUGUUGACGUGGUUAUUGCGCGUUUCAAUCUUGUCGUCAAAUGGGUCGUGUCCGAGUGUCUGCUUACCGAGGACAUUCAUGAGCGUGCACGAUGUAUUGUCAAGUAUAUUCACAUCGCAACACAUGCGCGACGGUACCGCAACUACGCCACCAUGUAUCAGAUUGCGAUAGCGCUGAUAUCGAACGACAUUUCAAGCCUCAAGAAGACGUGGGCUCUGGUUCCUGCAGCUGAGAUACUUGUCAUGCAAGAAUUGGAGGGCCUUGUGCAGCCUUUGAAGAACUUCCACAAUUUGCGGCUUGAGAUGGAAACUGCAACGGUUGAAGAUGGUUGCAUUCCGUUCAUUGGCGUUUACACUCGUGACCUCAUCUACAACGCACAAAAGCCCGCAUUCAUUGAUGCCCCCGUAGUCGAUGGCGAACGACUUGUCAACUUUGACCGACACCACACAGCCGCCAGUAUUGUCAAAAACCUGCUGCGUCUCCUCGAGGCCAGUUCCAAAUACACGUUCAAGGUUGAACCACACAUUAUCAGCAAAUGUCUCUGGCUGGCUGCGCUCAGUGACGAAGAAAUCACGCAGCGCAGUCGCCAAUGUGAAUGA